AUGAACUUUAUAGCGAUUUUAGCUGUCUGUGUUAUUGCGGUGGCCGCUCAGCAGCAACAGCAGCAAUAUACCAAUAAUGGGCAAACCGUGACGACUAACCAGUUUGCAGCAGCCUACUCUACGAAUCAAUACCAACAAGGUGUCCAAAACGACCAGAGCACUCUUCAGUAUAAUAAUGGAGCGACAUCCCAACCGAUUCAGUAUAACCAAAACCAGCAGUAUGGAACCACUCAGCAAUACGGGCAGAAUCAGCAGUACAACAACAAUCAAAUGUACUCUACUCAAGGUAAUAACCAGCAAUACCAGCAAGGACAAAACUACGGUACCCAACCGCAAUACGAUGCUUCCCAAAACCAGAUGGGCGGUCAAGUGCAGGGAUACUCCAACAAUGGAUAUUCCAACCAGAACUCCCAAAUGUCACAGAGCCAAGCGUCCAGCGGAACCAGCAGUGUCUCCCUUAUGGAUUACUCUUUCAAUAAUGGAAACUGUCAGUAUAAGGAUGGACAAGUUGUUGAGAAUGGACAGACUCGUCAGGCCACUCAACAAGAGCUCCAACAGAUUCAACAGUACAGAGAUAGUGUUGAUCAGUAUAUGAAUCAAGUUAAUGGAUAUGUUGGGCAAUGGAUCAAUUCCGUGUUCCAAACCCUGCCAUCUGUCAACAAUUCGUUCCCAAAUAUCCCCACUAUGCCAACCAUGCCACAGGCUCCGUGUUUGUGCAGCGCUCAAAAUUGUGGCAACACUACAAACACCAACACGAUUGGAACCACACCGCAGAGGGAUGCUUAUGGAAACCCGAUCAACUCGAACACUCAGUACCAGCAGAAUCAAAACGGACAAUAUCAGAAUACCCAGUUCCAGCAACAAAACGGACAGAACCAGAAUAAUCAAUUCCAGCAACAAAACGGACAGAAUCAAAACAGCCAGUACCAGCAAACCAGCAACCAACAGAUGAACGAUCAGCAGUAUCAGACUGGAAACUAUCAGCAGACUAGUAACCAGUCGAUGGGACAAAAUGCUGGAAAUCAACAGUCGAAUAAUCAGCAGAUGAGCACUCAACAGACACAGCAACAACAACAGUAUUAUGGAAGAAAGAAGUAA
This is a messenger RNA of Caenorhabditis remanei, 1098 nucleotides long. RefSeq lists its product as uncharacterized. The record is from RefSeq and is a predicted model, not a curated record. The coding region runs from base 1 to 1098 and encodes 365 amino acids. Gene Ontology annotation, biological process: negative regulation of signaling receptor activity. Gene Ontology annotation, cellular component: plasma membrane. The transcript has 4 exons. Lineage: Eukaryota; Metazoa; Nematoda; Chromadorea; Rhabditida; Rhabditidae. Gene Ontology annotation, molecular function: type 1 cannabinoid receptor binding.